Aspergillus sclerotioniger CBS 115572 is the source of this 819-nucleotide messenger RNA. RefSeq lists its product as uncharacterized. The transcript has a single exon. The coding region runs from base 156 to 656 and encodes 166 amino acids. The record is from RefSeq and is a predicted model, not a curated record. NCBI's taxonomy places the organism in Eukaryota, Fungi, Ascomycota, Eurotiomycetes, Eurotiales, Aspergillaceae.
GCUCGUUUCAUCAUGAUGCGCGGUGGCGGAUCCUUGACACUUGCCCAAGUCGAUUCAUGCAGCAAUUGAGAAGAUGAACGUCACGUCCACACAAGCUUGAUCGCGACAUGUGACUUCACCAUGUAGCUCACCAUGUAGCAUAUGUGAUAGUAACCAUGGUGGUUAGGUUCAAGAUAUGGCAGAGGCUCCGAAAGUGCUUGUCGAAUACACAAGGUGAGAUCAGAGCUGUGGUGUUACUGAAGAAGCUAUGCCCAGAGGAGAACUCUAAGUCGAAGCUAUCCCGUCAAUCGGUGCUGGAAUGGUGGACUCGGCUCGUAAGAUGCCUGCCCCAGCAAUCUGAACAAUACUCGCAUACUCGAAAUCCCCUAGCGGAAUCGGACUCUGCAACCUACUUUUUGCUUUCUGGUUGCCUAGACUCAUUCCCUGACGCCACUUGGGACCGAGCGCAGCUGUAUACGGCCGGACUCUUGAAUUCCAUCGGAGAUUCCACAUGCCUGGACGGGCUUUGUGGCAUUAUGAGGCAGCAGCAGCAGCAACUCAAGUCCAUACACAAUAUGCAUAGCGGCGCCCAACACGGCGACAAAUGUCGCAUCAGUAGACGUAAAGAGAAAAUGGCCAGCAACGCUGCUACACUGGUCUGGUCGCCUGCUCAAUAAAAUGACCGGGAUGUGCUUGUAGGAGCACAAGGCAGUAAGUAUGCUGGCAAGGCAUGAGAGGACUGACUUCUCUCCAGAACCGGUGAAUUAAACCACCGGCCAUGGAUGUAAGGUAGACAGCAUGCACUGCUGUCGUGCCGAGACCUGCUCAACUACUUCGUUG